Saxophila tyrrhenica is the source of this 333-nucleotide messenger RNA. RefSeq lists its product as uncharacterized. The transcript has a single exon. Bases 1 to 333 code for a protein of 110 amino acids. The record is from RefSeq and is a predicted model, not a curated record. Lineage: Eukaryota; Fungi; Ascomycota; Dothideomycetes; Mycosphaerellales; Extremaceae.
AUGUAUCAGAUGAUCAAUCUUCUGGUCUCGUUCGAGCCUGCCGCGCUAUGCGAUCUGCACGGUUCCGACCUCAUCCUUGCACCACUGCCAGCACAAAAGAUGCUGUGGGAGGCACCCGACCAUACCACCUGGGGCAAGAGGAACACAACACUUCAGCCGACCUACGGUUUGACCACCAAUGGUAACCUGGUGAAAGCCGAUCAAUCCUCAGAUAUCAUGCUCUCCGACCCAUACGACAACAGGUUGCGGAGUGGUGUCAAUUGGGAAGAGUGGUGCUCUGGCAUGGAUGCGAUGGGAGGGCUUAUCAUGUUGGCAGCGGCACUGGUAGGGUAG